Messenger RNA from Dromaius novaehollandiae (emu), 2129 nucleotides. RefSeq names its product mitochondrial ribosomal protein S31 (gene MRPS31). Bases 899 to 1981 code for a protein of 360 amino acids. Gene Ontology annotation, cellular component: mitochondrial small ribosomal subunit. The record is from RefSeq and is a predicted model, not a curated record. Gene Ontology annotation, molecular function: structural constituent of ribosome. The transcript is spliced from 10 exons. NCBI's taxonomy places the organism in Eukaryota, Metazoa, Chordata, Aves, Casuariiformes, Dromaiidae.
GGCGGCGGCGGCGGCGGCGGCGGCGGCCUGCGGGGCCGCCCGAGAGGCGGUGCCGGGCGGGCCCGGGCUGCUGCUGCCUGGGUCGGGUUGCACAUGGCUCUGUCGCAGCCUCUUCUUUCUUCCCUCCAAACUCUGGCUGCUUUUGGGGAGACAGGUAAUAUCACUCCACUCCACUCAAAUUGUGCGAAGCUCCACACGUCGAUUUUUUUUCUUUCGAUUGGGAGUUAAUUGAAACGCUUCCAGACCCUUCAGAAGCAACCUGCAGCUGAAAUCCCUGUAGGACGCUGUACAACCUGUGGACAGGGGUCAGGCUGGACAGAAGUGCCAUAGGUGUGCAGAGAGCUUGGCUUCCAGGUGCCUUGCACUACCGUGGAGGUGUUUUCUGGGACGGAAGAGGUCUGGCUGCGAGGACCGUCUGGGGAGGGAAAGAGAGCCGGUGACUCCAGGAAGAAAAACUGGAGCGUCUGCAGCUGUGACGCAGCCUGCACAUAGCACGGAGGAGAGAAACACCAUCAUUAAUGCCUGUACCCCAUUAGGACUCCAGAUUGUUCCACGAGCCAAAGCGGCCACCGGUAUGAAUUAGAACGGCUGCUUCUAGUUACAGCAGCCACCCAUCCAGGGGACACAAGGGCCUGAAGUUACCUUUUUUUUCUUCCCUUCGCUUGCUCGCUUGUGCUUUCUGCUCCCCCCGGGCAGUGUGGCUCAGGUUGGCCACCCAGGUGGGAGGUCAGCACUGAAAUAAAAGUGUGGCCAUUUACCCAGGUGCAGAAAGGGGCUCCACAGCCCUCCAUGGGUACCCAGGUCCCCCCCAAAAGCUGUAAGAAGCAAGGCACGAAACAGGAGUUAGGUGCCAGAGCAGCACUGUGGGAGCCACCACACAGCAAAAGUGCCAUACUGGAUGGAGACGGCGGCCCCACGUCUAACCGUUGUCAGCGCUGCAAGUCUGAGAGGAAGCAAAAUACAGAAACUCUUUAGCACUAGUACUGUCCUGUCCACUAAGGAAGAUGGAUCAACUGCUUCUACAGACAGCACCACCAAAAUGGCAUCGAAGAGUCAGGAGGAUUCAGCAGAAACACCAAAGCAGAAGUUGUUAAACAUUAUUGGAAACAUGAAAGUAGAAGUGAGCUCCAAGAAGAAAUUCCGGCAAUUAAAAACACAUGAGACGAAAAAGCAAGCUAUGAACGAGCUGGAAGGCCUGGACAGUAAAAGUAGUACCUUUCCAAAAGCUACAAAAGACAUCCAGCGAGGCAAGCCUUUAAAUCGAGAACUAGUGGAGGCUGCUUCUGCAGUCGCAUCUUCUUUACCACUCAACAAGGAACAGACAGAAUCCGAUUUACUUGCGCAACUAAGAAGGCAUGAAGAAACUACAGAUAAACAGAAGAAGGGGGGGACUAUUAACAUACGCAACGUUAUUUCAGACAUGACAAUUAAGAGAGAGUCCCCAGCUCAGAGAGGUGUGAGGAUAUCCAAUCUCAUUUCUUUGGAGCUAGAAGAGGAUGGUAAAAGAAUCAAGCCUGAAAGACUCUCACCUCAGUCUUCUGAUUCCAGAAGGAGUCUCAAAGUAGGAAGAAGACUUAAUAUUUUCACUAAGACUUCUCCAGAUACAGAAAAGGCACUGAAAACAGAAUCUUCACCAACAAUUUGGGAUGUGGAAUUUGCGAAGGAGAUUGCGGCAGUAACUGAGCAGCCUCCCCGAAAUGGUUUUGAGGAAAUGAUCCAGUGGACAAAAGAAGGAAUACUAUGGGAAUUCCCAAUUGACAAUGAAGCUGGGAUGGAGGAUGAUGCUGAAUUUCAUGAACAUAUUUUUCUGGAGAAACAUCUAGAGGACUUCCCCAGGCAAGGACCUAUUCGCCACUUCAUGGAGCUUGUGAUCUGUGGGCUUUCUAAAAACCCGUACCUAACUGUUAAACAGAAGAUCGAGCAUAUUGAGUGGUUUCAGAAGUAUUUUGAGGAAAAGGAGGAACUUCUUCAAGAGAUUUGAGACUUCGAAAAGCCUAACCUUGAAACGAAGAAUUUAUUAAAUCAAAAUUGAUGACUUCUUACUAAAAGGAAAUGCUAUCAAUGCAUAGUAAGCAUGUGACCUGAAAAUUGAUGUGUUUUUUUAAAAAUAUUAAAAUGCUUGAAAUGUC